AUGGGUGUGAACUUCAGGGACAUACGUCUUGUCAUACAUUUGGGCCCCCCUCGCAACAUUGAUGACUACAUUCAGGAAAUUGGUAGGGCUGGCCGUGACGGUUUACCAUCGAAAGUAGUAUUGUUUUAUAAUGGCAUUCUGCUUAAAGGAGCAGAUGACAAAAUGCGAGCAUAUUGUUCUGAUGAAACAAAUGUUUGCAUGAGAAGAACACUUCUGCAUGAUUUUGAUCAUUUUUGCUGUUUGCAUUGUCAUAAGCAUUGCCUUUGUAGUGGGAACUGUUGUAGUGAGGAAAUAGUCAACUGUCAUGAAACCACCGAAUCACAUGUGGAUAGUGACAGCUCCAUUACUGUGAAAGAAAGGAGUGUUUCAAGAGAAGAUAAACAAUUAUUGCAGGACAUUCUGGUUGAUUAUCAAUCUCAACUUGCAGGAAAUUGCAACUAUUAUUUGCAUGCACAGUAUUCCACAGGUUUCUCUGAUAAACUGAUUCAACUUAUUCUCCAGCAAGCAAAGUACGUUUGUAGCAUAGACUACAUUAUGACACACCUACAUGUAUUUAAUCGCCAACAUGGGGUGGAGAUACUAAAUAUUUUUCAUGAAUUAUUUGAUGACAUUGACGAAACCAACCUUGAAGCUGUGGAUACUGGCACAGAUGGUUGCUCAAGAACUGAACUAAAUGAGAAUGAGUUCCAGCCUUAUUUAUUAGUUGAUAUGCAUGAUUCAGAUGAGGAGUCUACUUCAGAUUGAAUAUGAAAUGGAAAGCCUGAUUGAAGACUAUGUUUUCAGAUAUUAAUGCUGUUGUAGGUAUGUCAUUAUUUUAUAAUCGGGGGCUGUUGGGCAAACAAAGCCAGUUGGGCAAUAUAUUCACUUCACAGUCGGGCAAUAUUGGCUUAUUAUAAAAAUAAAUGGAACAAAUUCUGUCAAUUUUUGGCAUUCGCCAAACCUAAAAACCUCUGGGACAGGGUAAUUAUGAAAGAAAAUACUCAAUCAUUGUAGGAAUAAUUAAACAUAUACAAGGUAUAUAUGCCAACAUGAAAUUGCCAACAGUACAGUAAGUACAUAGUACAGUUAGCCAUAGUACAGUUUUUAUAGUAAGAAUUGUAAAAUUCAAAAUUUUUCUGGGUGACCACAUGCCCUUAGAUCCCUCUCUAGAGGAUAACUAAAUAAUAACUCAAUCUUCUACAAACUGGUAGUUGAUAAUUUAAAAUGCUUGAAAUAUCCCUGAUUUUAUACCAUUUAUUGCAUAUUUUCCACAACAUUUACUAUAAUAUGUCAUAUCAAAAUAUCAAAACCAAGUUUAUUUUUAGCAUCAUCAAGCUUCCUUUUGUGUCAUUCAUCUAGUCAUUUAGGUUUUUGAAAUUUAUAUUAUUUAGUACAUUGUGAUCAAACUUGGGAAACUUGUCAUACUCCCUGCCUUCUGUGAAACAGAACACUUCACCUUUUAUGUGGAACUGGUUGACAAGUUAUUUAAAGUCAGACUCCCACUUCGCAAUUACAUGAUGACCUGAUGGCUGAUGUCUGCCUACUUCCUUAUCUACGGACCGAAGAAACUUAUCAAUACGCAUAAGUGAAUGACUGGCACAUGCUGCAGUAACUUCAUUAAAGUUAGGACCGAGGUUUCUCAACAUCUCUGUGAGUAUGUGAUUUAGAUGCUCUAGCCUGAGAUCAAGGGAUAUAUUCUUUCCCUUUUGUCCUUUUACAUUAACUUUGGGAUGACGUGAACUUCGUCUGUUACAAAAGCAAGCAAAUUUACCUGGUAUAUUUAUGAUGAAACCAUUUCUCUCCAUUUCGCACUUUGAAUAAUAGACUCGGUAUUACAAAAUACGAAUGUAAACUCUCCAUCUGGAAUUGCUUUCUCGUCCUCUUCGUUUGACAGUUAAGUAACACUGAAUCCACGCUUUCUUACUUCACGGACAUGAGAGUCGAUCAAAGAGUUCAAUGGACAUAUGACUAUUAAAAUGGGUUUCUCUGGGAAAUUGUGUUUUUCCAGGUCGUUAUGCUACACUCGGUACUAUUUGCAAUAUUAAACUCUCAGUAUGCAAAAUACAUCUUUACGAUCAAUCAAAUUGGACAAGGUGCGGUAUUGAUGAUCCGUUAAACUUUUUAUAUCAGGAAAUUUAUCUUCCAAAGUAGCCUGAACUGCUUCUUUCAACUUGGUACAUAUAUACCGUAAAACUCCGAAUAUAGCUAGCCCCCUUCGAAUAUAAGCCCACCCAUGUUUAUAAGCCCACCAUGUAGGAACUGUUGUAGUGAGGAAAUAGUCAACUGUCAUGAAACCACCGAAUCACAUGUGGAUAGUGACAACUCCAUUACUGUGAAAGAAAGGAGUGUUUCAAGAGAAGAUAAACAAUUAUUGCAGGACAUUCUGGUUGAUUAUCAAUCUCAACUUGCAGGAAAUUGCAACUAUUAUUUGCAUGCACAGUAUUCCACAGGUUUCUCUGAUAAACUGAUUCAACUUAUUCUCCAGCAAGCAAAGUAUGUUUGUAGCAUAGACUACAUUAUGACACACCUACAUGUAUUUAAUCGCCAACAUGCGGUGGAGAUACUAAAUAUUUUUCAUGAAUUAUUUGAUGACAUUGACGAAACCGACCUUGAAGCUGUUGAUACUGGCACAGAUGGUUGCUCAGGAACUGAACUAAAUGAGAAUGAGUUCCAGCCUUAUUUAUUAGUUGAUAUGCAUGAUUCAGAUGAGGAAUCUACUUCAGAUUGA
Molecule: messenger RNA, 2707 nt
Organism: Paramuricea clavata
Lineage: Eukaryota; Metazoa; Cnidaria; Anthozoa; Malacalcyonacea; Plexauridae
Source: the annotation of a GenBank genome assembly